Molecule: messenger RNA, 9784 nt
Organism: Microcebus murinus (gray mouse lemur)
Lineage: Eukaryota; Metazoa; Chordata; Mammalia; Primates; Cheirogaleidae
Source: RefSeq, a predicted model, not a curated record
GUUCUGGGAGUACAGGCAUGAACCACUGUGCUCAGCCCUUUCUUUUUUCUUUAAAUUAUACUCUUGUGUUAUCCCUGUAGUGUUCUCAAGUACAGUCCAAAGCGGAGCUAUAUUCAAAUAAUUAUUUUUUUACAUUAGUUUUUCUGUGUGGCUCAGGCUUUUUUUAAACAGAGAAAUUCCAUCAGAUCUCAUCAGCUUCCAUCCUAAUGUUACCUUAUUUAAGUGUCUUCCUGUGUCCUGACUUGGGCCGACUAGUAUACAUUUUACUUCACUGUGUUUUACAUGUAUCAUAAUUGUUUCAGUUCAGGGCAGUACUCUAACUUUUAAGAGUUUGAAAACUUUGCUCUGGGGCCUUCUUGUGGGGCAUCUGAGAGUCUUCUGAACCAUUGCUUCUGAAAUGCAGUUGCUUUCUGGGAUUCCCAGGCAUUGGGAAGCUGUCUCUUUGAUGGUGACAUUUCUAGGAAUCAGGGCAGGACUCCCUACCCCAGCUGGGGUCCUUCCCAAGCCCUCUCCUUAGCAUCUUGCCAAGAGCAGCACCACCUGUGUGUCUCUCCCUGACCAGAGUUGACAAGAGAGCAGUUCAGGGAGGUAUGAGAAGGUACCUGGGGAUCUCUGCCCAGUGGAUGAGGGAUUGCGGUGGCCACUGUGGUGGCCGCAUCCCAUGCAGGAAUGUCCUUCUGUCCUGGUGGGAAGGUACCUCCCAUAUAUUCAUGUUAACAAGGGUGAGAUACCGCCCUGUGAGCUUCCUGAGCGGGAGAUGCUGAUGGUGAACCUCACGCCUUGUUGAGUGCAGGCAGCCCAGCCACUUCCUACCCUCGCCGCACGCCCCUCCGCCUCUCAGACGCCAUACUGCCUGCUUGGUUCCAGGUGACUUUUCAGCACGUCCUCAUCUAUUCCCUUUUCCUCUUCUCGUCUUUUGGUUAAAAGGCCAGGCUGGGGACAAGGAUUGUUCUGCACUAAAAAAGACAGGCAGCGCUGAGAUGAAUCUUGGCAACCUGUUCAAAUUUUGAUCUGGGAGAAGCUGUGGGUUGGAGAUGGGGCUGGGGGGUAUUGGUUGGUUCAAACUGCAGAGAGCUCGGCUGGCUAUGCAGUCUUGAGCUAAAGAGCUCUGAGGCUCUGACCUGAAAAUUAUGCUUUGGGAAAUAAACAUUGAGGACGUAGCCCUGGCAAAGAAAGGAGUGCUGAGUGGGAGAAACAUGGAUCUGAGUAGCAUGGUCUUUAAUGAAAAUUCGAACCCUUAUACUUUGGAAGCCGGGGUGUGUUGGAACAGGGUGGGAUAGAACAGUCUGUGGUUUCUCUUAUCUGUACACUCCUUGAGGGCAUGACUCUUAGCAUCCCCAGCGCCUGCUGCUCCAUAAAUAGUUGCUCAAGUGAUUUGAAUGUUAGAUUUCUUUUCUUUGACUGGAAAGGACAUUAGAAACCUAACUUCCUCAUUUUGGGAGGGCCCAGGCCGGCUAAGCGGCCUUGCAGAUCUCAUAGCCAGUCCUUGGCAUGGUGGAGCUCUAGCCCCACCUUCUCCCCUUGUGAGGGGCAUAUCUCGUUAUAUCAUGUUGUUCUUCUAAUUAAGUCGUGGAUAAUGUCUGUGGCAUACUUAAUUUCUAAUUAGACUACUUUAUGGAUCAAUUUGCAUUUAAUGUUAAAUCUAAUGUGGAAAUCAUUAAAAACUUAGAUCCCCAGGGAGAGGAAUAGGUACUUAGUCCAUGCCUAUUAAAAAUAACAAGUAUAGGCCCUGUGUUAAUGCAUGAGGCUUUUUAUGUGGAAUGGGAAAAAAUGAGUAGAAAAUGCAGAACAUGUAGGUAGCCUGUGUGCUUGUGAAAUGGGGAAACAGGUAGCGUUCAGGUCAGACUUUACAAUGCUUGUAGGAACAGCUGCAACAGGUAUCAUUUCCUACAGCUUUACUGUGUGUCAGGCCCCUGGUGCAUCCUUUAAAUACAUUCUUUUAUUUAAUUCUCAGAACAACUCCAUGAGGUGAACAUUGUUAUCCCCCUUUACAGAUGAGGAAACUGAGGCUCGAGAAGUGAAGCUCUCACAGUCAGUUGCAGGUGAAGGCAGGAUUUGCAUCCUGGCCAGUUUCCUUUCAGAGUCAGCUCUUGACUAGACUGUGAGGUGCUUCUGUGGGUGCCCAGUAAUCAUAACCAGUAGAACUUUGCAGGUGGUCUGAGGUCAGAGCCCAUUUGAUUCUUAAGUGCUUGCUGCUGCUAGUAAUUCGAGGGAGGUCAUCAGCACCUCCUUUUAUGGCUUUAAGGGAGAGAUAAGUGCCCUGAGGUGCCAAGCCAAGGCUCUCUCGCAGCAUCCUUGGGCUAAAGGGACAGUCCUCAGUGUCUGCAGUGUCUGAGGUCGGUACCUCUUCUGGGAAGCUUCUCAGAGUUAACUCAUCCAUCACCGUGGAUCUUGUGUGUACCUCGGGUUUCCUUUGGACCAUGUAAUCUUUAUGGGUUGGACUUCUAUUUCUUUUAUUUUCUAUGUUUGUCUGCUCCGUAUUUAGUUAGAUGUUAGAUGGUAAAGAAUGUGGUUUUGAGUCCAGACUCUCACUUAAUGUCUGGUGUUAUCAGGCAAACCUCAAUCCUUGCUAGUUACUGGUCUCCCUCUCGGGUAGUUGUGAGGUUUCCUUGAGGACACGUGACUGUGGAAGUGCCUGGCCAGUGCAUGGUGUGCACUCGGGAAAGAAGCGUGCCCUCUUGCUCUCUCAUUGUCUCCUCCUGUAGGAACAGUAUCAGUUUUGUGAUUAGAUGACUGGGUCCAGGGGCACCCACAUAUUUUUCUGGCUCUUGCUAGUGCUUACUAUUCGUUUAUUCAGCCAUUAUUUACAAGGGCACAGUGUCCUCAGGCCCUGCUCUAUCCCCCAUGUCCUGGAGCUGGCUCUGCAGUGGGUGGGGUGAGGGGGGUAGGCAAACAGGCAAACAAAGUCUUACAUGUAGUUAGAUGCCGAUACUGUCUACCAGCUCACUCAUUCAUUCACCUAUCCUUUCAACAGACAUUUUUGAACACCUGUUAUGCUCCCAGCAUUAUGUUAGCAUGGGGCACGUGAAAUUGGAUAAUGUCUGUUAGCCCAGGAAUUAUUUCACCAGAAACAAAGGUCUGGAAAACAUAGAUCACUCUCUUGUGUUCUUCCACAUUGAACAUUUUAACUCUUUGGGGUUAAAUAUUCAUUUGAACAAGUGCAAACUUCUAAAUUUGCUUCCCCCCCACAUACAGCAGAUUUUUCUAUGUGGGUAGGGAGAUGGCCAUGUGAAUUUAGGAGUUUGCAGUUAGCAGAUGUUUGCAUCAUCUUAGACUAGCGCUUCUCAGAUAUUUCCCUGAGCAUGAGAAUUGCUUGGGAGGCUGGUUAAAUUCACAUUUAGGCACCUCACUCCCAAAUAUUCUGAAUCACAGGUCUAGGUCGGGGCCAAUCGUCUGAGCUUUAACUUGCAAGUGCAGGUGAACUGGUUGCAGGUGGACUAUGAACACACAUAGAGGAAACAGUGUCAGAUUCACACAGUACUGGAAGAAAGUUUAAGCUCAUCAUUUUAUUGAGGAGGAAACUAUUUCUCGGGAGGGGAGGGGCCCAGGCAUUAGAAGCAACAGUGGACAGGAUGGGCCAGGGCUUCAGAGUGGAACAGACCUGGAGUCUCAUGUUGUCUCCACCAUCCUGUAGCCGCAUGCAGACAGCUUUGGGUAGGCCGUCCAGUUUCUCUGAGCUUCCCCUUCCUCAUCAGCCUGCCUUGCUGGUGGGUCAUGCUGAAACAUGUGAUUGGAAGCAUCCAGGCAGAGCACAAGACUAGGUAUUGGUGCAUGCUAAAAAAAAUAACAUACAUACUGGUUUCCCUAAUUCCUGAUUCAUUCUUUGUGAGUUGAACUGCUGCAUAUAAACCCCUUGAUUUCUCUCUCUUUUUUUUAUUUCUCUCCAAAAAAUACUAUAACCACAAUAAAAGAAAUCAAAGAGAAGAGAGGAAAAAAGCUCAUCCACAGAGCUGCCACCCUAACACAACUGUUUCAUUUUAACUUUUAGCCCUUGUCUGUAUGUAGGCAUAUUUCUAUAUAGCUGUAAUCAUCUGUAAACUCAAUUUUGUAUUAUGCUCUUUUCAGUAAACCUAAGUAAAUGCUUUCCAAAUGGUUACGUAGUCUUCAAAAUGAUUUUUAAUGGUCUUACAAUCUAUCAUUCCACAGGCUGAAUUUACUAAACCAUUUAUUUACUAUUGGACAUUUAGAUUUUUUUUUCCUACAGUUUUGUGCUAUUAUAAGUAAUACUUUGAGGUACAACUUCAUCCUUAUUGUAGAUUAUCUUCCUUAGGGUGAAUUCCCAAGAGCAGUAUUUCUAGGUUAAAGGGCACAAAUAUUUUUCUGGCUCCCAGUGGAUGUUGCUAAAUUAAAUUGCUUUCCAAAAGGGUUGUACCAGUUUACAAUGCCACCAGCAGUGCAUGAAGGUACCAAUUUCAACAUCUUGGCCUGAGUUGGAUAUUGGAAUUUUUACAAAGGUGUGGCUCAGUGGUGCAUGAUUGUUUAAUUGGUAUUUCUUAGAUUAUGGUAAGGUUGGGUAUGGCUUUAUUUAUUAUUAUCUUUUUAGAUUUUAUUUAAUCUUUUUUGUUUUCUUAUAGUGAGAACCUAGCUGGUUGAGGUCAGAUUUUCUGUGUACAAUUUUUUAGAUUCUUGGAUUUUAUAGUUCAAAAACCAAACUAAUAAAACCGAAAAACCCAGAGUCCCUCUGUAUAAUAAUAACUACUUAGGACAUAUUUUAUGGUUGGAUUAACUGUUCGUGAUCUUUACUUCCUUAUAGGUCACAAGUUAAUAGGGUGAUAUUUGGAGGGUAGAGGGGCUUUUCCUCUUCUUAGAUUCUCCUUUGUUCUUUCUUUCCCUCCACCAUCCCCCCAUUUCCUGUCUCUCCCCUCCCCUGUGUGCACUGUUUUUGUCUCUUUGGAGAUAAAAUGUAAAAGGAUCAUUUUAGUCAUGCUCUUUCAACUUAAAAAACAUAGGUUGCCUAAAUUACGUAGUAUGGGAACGAGGAUAAAGAAAAUCACAGCAUUGUAACAAAUUGCCUGUAACUGCAUUGCAAAAGCAAACGUCUCCCACGAGAUCUUAGAAAGGUGUGUUUGAGGGUGUAAUCUUAGCUUGUGGUUCAGGGGAGCCCAACUUGUUUUUCAAGUUCGUCUUGAGUAACUUUGUUCUUUCUGGAAUGCUUGCCAUCCUCAGUAUGACAGAGUUUGCUUGAUGACAAACUCUUUUACUCUGCUGUACAUACCGUGGCCACUGAACUGGUUUGUUUAUUUGCCUGGGGUAAAUGAUUGAAAUGCACUCCCUUUUGCAGCUGAGCUCUUGUUCCCUGGGCUCCCUAGUGGUGAGCCAGACCCAAGUCUAGCCUCACAGUGGCCCUUGAGCUCACACUACCCUCUGCCCCCACAAGGACCAGGGGUGUGGACAUGGUUUCCUGAGCUCAUGGGCUCUAUCCUUCGGUGGUGCUGCCCCAGUGGGUGCGUGCUAGCAGAAUGUGAUACUGGCAGGAUAGCCAGAUCUGUGCACGUAAGAGAAUGGUCGAGGCUCUGUUUCAGUUUAAUUUGUUAAUGAAACAAGACGGAGCGCAUUUUCCCUUCCCGCACACCUCUCGGGCUGUUUGAGAUGAGGCACAAUUAAUUUAUUUGUACUGUCUGCGGAGGCGUAUGCCGGCUAAUGUAGUGCAAGAGCUUUUAUCUUUAUGUUUGUAAUGAAGAGGGGCAGGCUGCUGGCAAACUGACAAGGAGUGCUGAUGACUCAUUCUCUGCAUGCAGAGAGCUUUCUUCUGAAAUCAUAAAAUGCGCGCGCACACGCAAGCCUGGUUCCUGUUUGAGAUGGGCAGAACCUGUUUGGGAAAGUUCAGCUGCUUCUGAAACACUGUGGGGAGAAGAAAGAAAAGGCCGGCGAGGCCGUGUCUGCAGCUUCCGGGCCUGGCCUGACCGAGGGCAGGGUCUCUGCUUGCUCUGUGGGCACCUGCCCUGGGAUGGGAACUCCCAGCCUCAGCCUCGCCUGGCCUCUCCUCCUCGCUGGCUCCUUGGUGCUUGUCCUUUGUGCUCCAGUUUAUUUUCUUGAAAAGGCUCCAGGCUUCGGCUUGGAAAAUCCCACCGCCAAAAUUGAGCCCAGCAGCUGGAGCGGCAGCGAGAGCCCUGCCGAAAACAUGGAAAGGAUGAGUGACUCCACAGAUAAGCCAAUUGACAAUGACGCAGAAGGGGUCUGGAGCCCUGACAUCGAGCAGAGCUUUCAGGAGGCCCUGGCUAUCUAUCCGCCAUGUGGGAGGAGGAAAAUCAUCUUAUCGGAUGAAGGCAAAAUGUAUGGUAGGAAUGAAUUGAUAGCCAGAUACAUCAAACUCAGGACAGGGAAGACGCGGACCAGAAAACAGGUGUCUAGUCAUAUACAGGUCUUAGCAAGAAAGAAAGUUCGAGAAAUUCAAGCCGCCAUUAAGGUGUCUAGUCACAUUCAGGUUCUUGCCAGAAGGAAAUCUCGUGAUUUUCAUUCCAAGCUAAAGGUAACAAGCAUGGAUCAGACUGCAAAGGAUAAGGCCCUGCAGCACAUGGCGGCCAUGUCCUCAGCCCAGAUCGUCUCGGCCACUGCCAUUCACAACAAGCUGGGGCUGCCUGGGAUUCCACGCCCCACCUUCCCGGGGGCGCCGGGGUUCUGGCCGGGAAUGAUCCAAACAGGGCAGCCAGGAUCCUCGCAAGACGUCAAGCCCUUCGUGCAGCAGGCCUACCCCAUCCAACCAGCGGUCACGGCCCCCAUUCCAGGGUUUGAGCCUGCGUCAGCCCCAGCUCCCUCGGUCCCCGCCUGGCAGGGCCGAUCCAUUGGCACAACCAAGCUUCGCCUGGUGGAAUUUUCAGCUUUUCUUGAACAGCAGCGAGACCCAGACUCGUACAACAAACACCUCUUCGUGCACAUUGGGCAUGCCAACCAUUCUUACAGUGACCCAUUGCUCGAAUCAGUGGACAUUCGUCAGAUUUAUGACAAAUUUCCCGAAAAGAAAGGUGGCUUAAAGGAACUGUUUGGAAAGGGCCCUCAAAAUGCCUUCUUCCUCGUAAAAUUCUGGGCUGAUUUAAACUGCAAUAUUCAAGAUGAUGCCGGGGCUUUUUAUGGUGUAACCAGUCAGUAUGAGAGUUCCGAAAAUAUGACAGUCACCUGUUCCACCAAAGUUUGCUCUUUUGGGAAGCAAGUAGUAGAAAAAGUAGAGACGGAGUAUGCAAGGUUUGAGAAUGGCCGAUUUGUAUACCGAAUAAACCGCUCCCCGAUGUGUGAAUAUAUGAUCAACUUCAUCCACAAGCUCAAACACUUACCAGAGAAAUAUAUGAUGAACAGUGUUUUGGAAAACUUCACAAUUUUAUUGGUGGUAACAAACAGGGAUACACAAGAAACUCUCCUCUGCAUGGCCUGUGUAUUUGAAGUUUCAAAUAGUGAACAUGGAGCACAACAUCAUAUUUACAGGCUUGUAAAGGACUGAACAUGGUUAUUUAUAUAUAUAGAUAUCUGUAUAUACACACGUAUGUGCACACACACACUCUCUCUCCAUUAUCGAACGACUGACUGUAAACCUCACCACACAGGGUGGUGCCCUGGCCCCCGAGGUCACCCCAACUUUUCUAAAUCCUGUUUGAGUGAAGUCAUCUUUUCAUGUGUUCAUACUAUCAUUGUAGCUGUGAAGUUCUGGUACAGUUGUAAAAAGAGAAAUUGAGUUGUUUUUAUGUGUUGUUCAGAUCUGCAGCCCACAAUUCCUCGGGAAAGGUGAACCUUAACAACCCAAGUCUCUCUCUGCAGAGCCCUGUUUCUAAUUGUGGUAGAAAAUAUUGAGACAGAGCGUUUGCCAUGGGACAUUUACAGCCUUUAUACAAAUGUAUUUAGUUCUCUUUUUUCCAACAUAAAAUUCUUGUUUUAAGAUACAAGUAAAAUUAAUCUUUAAAUAUAAAUGUAAAUUAGUACACAAAACUAAGAAUCUUUAGACUUAUCUUUGUAACUAAUUAGGGUGGAAGUUAUGAAAGAAUGUAAUUCACUAAAUUAUUUUUUAAAUGAAACCUUUCUUUCUUUUUGAAACCAAAUGUUAAACUAUAGCCUUAAGAAAUGCUUGGUAGAAAUAUCCUAAUGAGACAAAUUUGUACUUUUUUCCUCAAGGUUAAAACUAAUCUCCUAAUCCAUUAAACUCUUGAACAGGUAUUACAAAGGAAGAAAACUUCACCCCUUAUCCUUAACAUAUAUAGUAUAUUUAAAAAUAUAAAAUUGUAUUGUACUAAUGUGAUGAUUGAUUAUUUAAUGAAAAAAAUGGCUCUUUUUGCAAUAAGUAGAUAAAUACUGAAAAAUCUAAACUUACAAUGUUUAUAGUCUUGUGUGUGCAGUUAUAUUUUAUUAUGGACAGCCAAAUUUUUUUAUUAAGAUGAGUAAAUAUUUGAACCACUGAAAUUUAAUAAUGAAAUUUUUAAAUUGGCAUGAAUACUGCACUGUGAGAUGCAAAGUAUACCAGAAUCCUGUGGCUGGGAGAAAAUUUCAUUGACCAGGCAAGUGAAAGGCUCAUCAGUUUCAGCAUCUCUGCUCCUUAGAAAAUUGUAAGCAUCCUCACCAGCCUGUGGAUAACUUCUUUAUUUCUGGUGACCUGAUAUGCAUAUUAACAUCUAUUUAGUGUCACUCAGUUUGCUUAGGUGCUGACAUGUAUGUAUAUCUCAAUCUGUGUCUAUAGACUUAGGUAUAUCCUCUCUAAAGACAUCCAUUUCCUUAUCUCUCAGUAAGUCACAGUACUUGUUUGACUUAGUUUUAACAGACCCAAUUGUCUAUCUCUGACCUUUUCAAACAGGCUCAUUUGGAAGCUUCUCUAUCUAGGAGAGAUUCAAUUUUGCAAUCCAAAUAUUCCAAAGCAUCACCCAGGCAGAGUUGGUUUGAUGUGGCCGCAUGUCUCGGGUUAUCUCCAUAAGAGUUUCCUCUGGGAAAGAAUAGAGGGUGCCCCUCCAACUUCUCAGAGGAAAAUGAUGUUGUUAUAAGUGGUAGGAAUAUGCUAACACAAUAGAACAUGAAAUAAGUUUUGUAACUUGUAAAACAUGUCAAGAUUUUUUUUUUUUACCAAGCCAGAAAAUAAAAACUUAGUUUGACCACAUCCAAGUAACUUAUACACCCCCUUCCCUGUCCCACCACCUGCUUUGCCCCAGCUUGUACACUGGUCAGUAUCUUGUGGUUACGAGCAUGAAGGUGUGACUAGCUUGUGGCGAACAGAAAAGCACUGGACUAAGCCUAACCUCUCACACAUGCACCACUGGUCACUGGGAAGACUGGAGGAGAAUGUGCAGAGCCCUCCCCAUUUAGAAUGCCCACCCCAUACCUAGACCAGCAGGACGGUGCUGCUCUUCCCUCCUGGUUCCAGGCCAGCCUUGGAAGGAUUGCCCCUGUCGUCCACUCUGCAUCUGGCUUAUGGCUUCUUUCAUGGUCAUCACAUUUAUAAUGACUUCUAUUGGAUACCCCUCUUGGGGAUGUUUCUUUUGUCCCUAUUUCCUGCAUCUUUCCUCAAGGGAACCCCCAUUCCCUCCCAGGACGAGGUCUAUAAGACUGGGUACAAAUGGCUAAAAGCUAGACCAUCCCAACACUUCAGGGGAGAGAUUAUCUGGUUCAUAUUCCCACAGGGGAAUGGGGCUCUUUGCUGCCAAGAGAGCUCUUGGGAUUUAUUUUUCAAAGCACAAAAAGUCUGGGACCCUUAGAAGACCAGCUAGAGGACAACUCUGUUGGUUACAGAGAAGGGCACACCCCAGUCUGCUGACCUCACAGAGUCAGCUGGGCCCUCGGAUGCUUCACCACCCACAUCUUCCUCCUGAAUGCGUUU